Messenger RNA from Argentina anserina (silverweed cinquefoil), 1482 nucleotides. RefSeq names its product serine carboxypeptidase-like 13. Bases 47 to 1480 code for a protein of 477 amino acids. Gene Ontology annotation, biological process: proteolysis; secondary metabolic process. The record is from RefSeq and is a predicted model, not a curated record. Gene Ontology annotation, molecular function: serine-type carboxypeptidase activity; acyltransferase activity, transferring groups other than amino-acyl groups. Lineage: Eukaryota; Viridiplantae; Streptophyta; Magnoliopsida; Rosales; Rosaceae. The transcript has 14 exons.
GAAUCUUGUCGAACACUACUUGGUCCGGGGUUUUCACUCACCUUACAUGCCCACCAUGACGAAACCGAUGGGUCUGCAACUACUAGUUGCACUGGUUUCCACUCUCAUACUUGCUUCAACUUCUUCAGCAAAUGUCACUACCACCACAAUCACUACUCUACCUGGCUACUCCGGCGACCUUCCUUUCACUUUCGAAACUGGGUACGUUGGUGUAGGUGACGAUGAAGAAGUGCAGUUAUUUUACUACUUCGUCGAGUCUCAGAGGACUCCAGCAAUGGACCCUCUGCUGCUGUGGAUUCCUGCAGGACCUGGUUGCUCUGGUCAGAUUGUAUUCUUCUUUGAGAGUGGACCAUUACAAUAUGUAUAUAAUGAUUACAAUGGAAGCCUGCCAACUUUGAUCGACAACCCUUACACAUGGACAAAGGAACUCAACAUCAUAUACGUAGAUGCACCAGUUGGUGCUGGAUACUCCUACUCAAAAACACAGAGUGGUUAUGUAAUGGAUGACUAUAAACAUGUAGCACAACUAUAUGAAUUUUUACAGAAGUGGUUGGAUGCGCACCCUACAUUUCUGAAAAACAUACUCUACAUUGGUGGUGACUCCUACUCUGGAACACCCGUUCCCAUGCUUGCGCAAACAAUAAUUAACGAAAAUGAAAAUGGAAGUAUCCCCAUGUUGAAUUUCAGAGGAUAUGUGAUUGGUAAUCCAGUGACUGAUACAGCAGUCGAUGGUAAUGCACAAAUUCCUUUUGCUCACCGUCUGUCUCUCAUAUCGGAUCAACUGUAUAAGUCACUUAAUACAAGUUGCAACGGCGAAUAUGUAAAUGUAAAUUCAAGCAAUCAUGCAUGCAUUGCAGAUCUUGAUGCCUUUGAUGCGCUCACUAGUGACAUAAAUACAUUACAAGUCUUGGAACCGUUAUGUAGUAAUGGUCUACCUACACAAAAGGAGAUGGUUUUGACACAAAGAUAUCUCAAGGAAACAGCCAGAGGUUUACAAAGAUCACGACCUAAUGGAGCUGCACUUUGGUGUCGAAGUUAUCAUAGCAUGCUCAACACCAUUUGGGCUAACAACAAACGUGUUCAAGAUGCUCUUGGUGUUCGGAGGGGAACAAAAAAGCUUUGGCAACACUGUAAUACCACAUUGGACUACACUGAAGACGUUACCAGUGUAGUCGUUUAUCAUCAAAAUCUUUCAAAAAAGGCUGAUCUACGCGUUCUGAUAUACAAUGGCGAUCAUGACAUGCAAGUUCCUCAUAUUGGUACACAGAGAUGGAUAAGCACACUGAAUUUGACUGAGGAUGAAUCCUGGAGGUCAUGGUCAGUUGAUGGCCAAACUGCAGGAUACACGAAGAAGUUAAUCAAUGACUAUAUCACUUUGACAUAUGCGACCGUAAAGGGAGGAGGGCACAUUGCUGCAGAGACGAACGUCAAGGAAUGCUCUGCCAUGAUUAACAGAUGGAUGGCUUAUUUCCCACUCUAAUC